AUGGUGUGCCAACAUAGUUUGGAGACUGCCAACGACACAGAGGGGUCGGUCGUCCUGACUGUGCAGUUAUGUAACCUGGGGGGGCAGAGUAGCGUGGAUGUGACCGGGGGACAGUGUGCCAAGACAGACGUGAAGGACAAAGCACCACAGGGCACAGAGACGCUGGCUCUUCUGCUGAUCAUUUUAAGUACCGGACAGCGCCACGCGCGCGAGCGUAAUGGACCUAGGGGGCACAGAAUUCAGUGGGAGAGCAACGGUCAAAUGUACAGUUUACUGAGCAGCGGGUCCAAGUAUCAUUCUCCGGCGGCACCUAGGAGCCGUACGCAGUUCUUUUUGACCAGACACCUGUCUCCGACACCUCGACGCCCGACUUCUAGAAACCCAGCUAGGACUUCUCAUCGCGCAUUACAGUCUGAUUCUGCCUCUGAGCUCACUCGCGAAUCUGAAGCCCACGUUUCAAGUCCUGAAGUCAGCCACUUUUUUAGCGCCAGUGGUCCCUUAACGGACGAAAGUAAUCGCCCCUUGCCGCUUCGCAGGGAGGCAGUGACCACCCAUCGAGGAGAAAACCUAUUUACCCAAGACGCUGUGGUAAGCAGCAUAUCGGUUGUCAGGACUACGGUGACACCUUCAGAUUUUUCUGGAAACGGAGUUUCGAGGAGACAGCACGCAGAUGUAUCGGUUCCAGAACGGAUACCCUUGUCACCACAGGUUUCAGUAUCGACAACAUCGGGUCGCGGAAUAUCGACCGAAAGACCAAUGACCGGGCGACGGAAUGAUUCAAGGGAAGGUGGAGGUCCACUAGGAACUAAUAAUGCCUCGGGGGGCAGUCACACCUACACAGCAGAACCAGUUGAUUCCAAUCCCCCGAGAAACCUAAUGGUUUCCAACACUUCUCCUCCUUCACUGGCCGAUGACAAUGUAGACACACGUACUAUUCAGGCACUGCCGGGACAGGCAGGGGAAAGAGACGACAUAGUAAGUGAGGACGGUCGAAACCCCGAUUCCAGCAGCAGAAACUCUGUUUUCUACAACCUGUACCCCCCAGUCGGCAGAAACAGGGGUUUGUCGCGUCAGCCAGCAGGAUCUGGUUUAGGCACCAGACAUUUUCUUGAUGGUCUACCCGACCUUAUCCCCGAUCCCUACUACAUACAAGCUGCCUCUUACAUUCAGCGCGUGCAGAUGUACGCGCUCCGAUGUGCUGCUGAAGAGAACUGCCUAGCACGGUCAGCGUACAGGUCGAGCGUGCGAGACAUUGACUACAGGGUGCUGCUUCGGUUCCCCCAGAGGGUGAAGAACCAGGGAACGGCCGAUUUCCUCCCCGUCAAACCGCGGCACGAGUGGGAAUGGCACAGCUGCCAUCAACAUUACCAUAGCAUGGAGGCUUUCAGCAACUAUGACCUGCUGGAUGUCUCGACGGGUGAAAAGGUCGCUGAAGGUCACAAAGCUAGUUUCUGUCUGGAAGACACGAACUGUGACCCGGGGGUUCGACGCCGGUAUGCCUGCACGGCUCACACACAGGGUCUGGGCCCAGGUUGCUAUGAUACCUACCAUGCCAACAUUGAUUGCCAGUGGAUUGACAUCACAGAUGUUCCCCCAGGAAACUAUAUCCUGAAGGUCACGGUGAACCCAGGUUUCCUAGUACAGGAAUCUGAUUUCUCCAACAACGUGGCGAGGUGCAAUAUCAGGUACACAGGGACUUACGUACAGGCGAACAACUGUAGGAUAACAGGGUAA
Chanos chanos (milkfish) is the source of this 1734-nucleotide messenger RNA. RefSeq names its product lysyl oxidase-like 5a (gene loxl5a). Lineage: Eukaryota; Metazoa; Chordata; Actinopteri; Gonorynchiformes; Chanidae. Bases 1 to 1734 code for a protein of 577 amino acids. The transcript has 8 exons. The record is from RefSeq and is a predicted model, not a curated record. Gene Ontology annotation, molecular function: copper ion binding; protein-lysine 6-oxidase activity. Gene Ontology annotation, biological process: collagen fibril organization; peptidyl-lysine oxidation.